AUGGCGCCAACCACAGAACUUUUUCGACCAUAUCUUGCCAGACAUGCAGACUUGCGAGGCAUUGGCGACGAUAGGCCUACCGCUCUUGAGAUUGUCCAGGAUCUGAAAGCUGAAGGAACGCUCAAGAAUGCUGUCAUUCUCAUCACCGGAUGCUCUGCCGGCCUUGGAGUUGAGACUGCAAGGGCUUUGUACUUGACUGGUGCGAAGCUUUACUUGACAUUUCGCAACCUUGAGAAAGGCCGGGCUGCUAUGGAGGCUAUAACAAAAGGCGCACCAGCCGGACAGUCGAUCGAGUUUUUGAACCUGGAUCUAGGCGAUCUUGAGAGUGUACGAGCAGCCGCUGCUGAGUUCAAGUUGCGAAGCAACAGGCUUGAUAUCUUGAUCAACAAUGCAGGUUUGUCUAUCUUAUGUCAAACAAACUUGUCAACAUUGAUUUUAACGACGCGAANNGGCGUUAUGGCGGUGCCUCAGGGAAAGACCAUUAGUGGUUUCGAGACGCACAUGGGAAGCAACCACUUCGGCCACUUCCUGCUGUUCGAGCUACUCAAGCCUGUUCUGCUGUCAUCAGCUUCGCCCGAGCGUAAAUCUCGCGUCAUCAACUUGUCUAGCAGUGGCCAUCUUAUAAGUCCCAUCCGCUUUGGCGAUAUGGAGUUUGCAAAGGAAGGAAGCUACAACCCCUAUGCCGCUUAUGGACAGAGCAAAACAGCAAACAUCUACAUGGCCAACUAUAUUGACAGAGUCUAUGGCGAGCAUAUUCGUGCUGUCUCGGUCCAUCCCGGUGUCAUUCUCUCGACUGAGCUUAUGCGUCACCAGAAGGUUGAAGAUCUUCAGAGCAUCGGUGACCCAGAGUACUUCAGAAAGAUCGAGUGUAAUGCACAACAGGGUGCUGCUACCACUGUAUGGGCUGCUUUGAGCCCUUACUUUGAGACCCACGGUGGAGUGUACUUGGCGGAGGUUGGAGUAGCUCCAGCACUUGCAGAGGACGAGGGCAUUGGAAGAUGUGGCUAUGCUACUUAUGCAUACGACAAGGCAGCGGAGGAUCGUUUAUGGGAAACCAGCUUGAAAGCAGUCGGACUAUAG
Molecule: messenger RNA, 1080 nt
Organism: Aureobasidium vineae
Lineage: Eukaryota; Fungi; Ascomycota; Dothideomycetes; Dothideales; Saccotheciaceae
Source: the annotation of a GenBank genome assembly